Molecule: messenger RNA, 975 nt
Organism: Sciurus carolinensis (gray squirrel)
Lineage: Eukaryota; Metazoa; Chordata; Mammalia; Rodentia; Sciuridae
Product: olfactory receptor 13H1-like
Biological process (GO): G protein-coupled receptor signaling pathway
Cellular component (GO): membrane
Molecular function (GO): G protein-coupled receptor activity; olfactory receptor activity
Source: RefSeq, a predicted model, not a curated record
AUGGAGUUCUUGGUGAAGAGCUUGAUGCUGUGGAUAGAGGAAAUGAAUUACCAGGAAAUUGGAAACCACACCAAAGUGACUGAAUUUAUUCUCAUGGGAUUGUCCAGGCACCCCACAUCCCAGAGUGUUCUCUUCUGGGCACUGAUGUUUCUCUAUAUAGUAACUUUGGCAGGAAACAGUAUGAUCAUUUUCUUGGUUGGAGUCAACUCUCAGUUGCACACCCCAAUGUAUUUCUUCCUUGGUAACUUGUCUUUGCUGGAUCUUCUGUUCUCCACCAGUGCUGUGCCCCUGAUCAUGGUGAACUCAUUAUGGAACUUCCCCACCAUCUCCUACAGCUCCUGUUUUGCCCAGCUUGCCAUCCGAGCCUUCCUGGCACACUGUUUCCUUCUUGCCAUUAUGGCUUAUGAUCGAUUUGUGGCUAUUUCAGACCCACUGAGGUAUAACCUGGUCAUGUCCCCUCGAGUGUGUAUUUUAAUGGCUUUGGUUGCCUGGAUGACUGCCCUCCUGCUCACUAUUAUACCCAUUCUGCUCUUUCCUGUCAGUUUCUGUGGGCAUAAUGCAGUCAAUCACUUCUCCUGUGAGGUUCAAGCCAUCUUUAAAUUGCUCUGUUCUAACACCAUUUCCCUAGAGAUUAUGAUGAUGGCAUGUGCUGUCAUUUCAAUGCCAGUACCUUUAAUUUUCAUUCUUAUCUCUUACUUUUGUAUCCUCAGGGCUGUCUUAAGAAUCCAACCACAGGAAGCCAGGCUUAAAGCCUUUUCCACAUGUGGUUCUCACCUGAUUGUGGUCACCAUCUACUUUGGGACACUAAUAUAUAUUUAUGUGAGACCCCAGACCAAAAAGUCCCAAGAUGGAGAUAAAAUUGUCUCCAUAUUUUAUGCAGCAGUGACCCCUAUGCUAAAUCCCUUGAUUUAUACACUGAGAAAUAAAGAUGUGAAAACUGCUCUCAGGCGAGUAACCUGUAGGGCCAAGUACUGA